Coregonus sp. 'balchen' is the source of this 7491-nucleotide messenger RNA. The record is from the annotation of a GenBank genome assembly. Lineage: Eukaryota; Metazoa; Chordata; Actinopteri; Salmoniformes; Salmonidae.
UUCCUCAGUGAGAACCUGAUGUGGCACAUCACCUCACAAGUCGGAGAACUCAAGGUAGGAUUAAGCAUCAAACAAUUACAGACGGCUCAUAAAUAUCUCUCAGAAGGCUGGCUGGUGGUCUAUCUCUGAUCUGCCGCUGUUGAACGAUGAAGUCAGUCUUACUCCCCCCACCCAGUCCAAAAGGAGAUGAAGGUCAUUGUGUCCUGAACAUCCCUUUUUGAAUUUAUAUUUAAAAAAGGAUCUUAUUUGUCCCUGCUUAAAUAAAGGUUAAAUCCACAUACCGUCUGAAAGAGAGAAUGUCUCUUCAUCAAUGUGUUAUUCCAACUUACAGGACAUGAUAGAAAGUUGACAAGAUAAGUGCAUUAAUUUCACUGAUCUGUGGAUGGAGUACUUUAACAUGGGUAGUUUUAAAGAAAAAAUAGUGCCGUAAGAGCAGGGAACGAGAAGGAGAAAGCAAGAGAAGAGAAGAGCAGAAAGCAGAGAGAAAGAGCCAAUGACGAACCGACGAAAUGCUCCCAACGGAUAGAAAGAGAAGAGAUAGCGCGACCCCAGAGCAUCCGGCGACCUCUACCAGACCGAAGAUCCCCGUCCUCUGAUCCUCUUCUUAGCUGCGACCUCCCUCCAGGGCGUACAUACUCUCCUCUCCUCUCCUCUCCUCCAUCCAUCUCCUCUCCUCUCCUCUCCUUCCUCUCUCUCCUUCCUCUCCUCUUCUCUCCUCUCCUCUUCUCUCUCUCCUCUCUCCCUCUCCAUCAGAAACUGGUGAUAGAGAACAUGGAUGUGCUAGUUCAGAUGAGAGCUAACUUUGACAAACCCGAGGCCAUGGCUAACCUCCAAAAGAGACUGCCUGGUAACACAAGCGGAUGCACGCACACACACACACACACACACACGCACGCACACACACGCACACACACACGCACGCACACACCACACACACACACACCACCACACACACACACACACACACACACACACGCACACACACACGCACGCACACACACGCACACACACACACGCACGCACACACACACACACACACACACACACACACUAACCUCCAGAGGAGAGCGCCAAGUGAGCUGCUGGGGGGAACAGGAGGAAGAUGAGAAAACAGCCAAACAGAAUGCUUUAUCAAUUGAUGGUGAUGUGAAACACCUCAGGGGGACUGAAUCCCGUCUGAUCCUGUUAGAUCUGUGCAGUACACAACUGGAGCUCAACCAAUUGACAUCAUGAUUUCAGAGAUGUCAAGCAUGGAUUCAGUUUUUUGAUCACAAGGUCUCGGGUGCUGUGCCUCAUGAUACUAAAAGGAAAAUAGAUUGAAUGAAUGUAGCUUUUCCUCUCUUGUCUUCCUGUCCAGCGGGAGAGAACGUCCUAAAGAGGAUGACCAUCAUCGGAGUGAUCCUGUCCUUUAGGACCAUGGCACAGGACACACUGGAAGACGUGAGACACACUUACACUUAUGAUAUACUGAACGGAGCAUUUAAUGAAUUCCCCCUCUUGUGGGUAUAGGGCUGUUGUGUGUAUUGUUUGUGUCAUGUUAUAACAGUGUAAAGUCAGUUGUCAACAAGGUGACACCAGCUGCCACGACUGUUUAUGAUAUCUGUUGAGUCGCUCUUAUGAUGGAGGCUUCAAAUAAAGUAUUGAUUUCCUGCAGAAAACUCUCCUGGCCCUAGGAACCGUAUGACCAAGCUAAUCCCUCUUUUCCCUGUCUUCAGAUCAUGCAGAAGCAUUGCCCCUACCUGAUGGGGCCCAUUGAGAGCCUGAGGGACCUGGUCUCCCCUGACACAGACAUCAAGGUACAGUAUAAACAUCUCCCUGGUCUAGAGUAGAGCAUUGAUGCAGAACAGAUAAAUAUCACAGCAAAUGUUCUGUUCUUCCAUAAAUCUUCCUUACAAAUACGUAGGCAUACAGCAUGUUUUGCUUAGGUUUGGAAAAUUUGAACAUAAUCUGAGAGUAAAUAAUAGGAUAGGAUAGGAUAGGAUAGGAUAGGAUAGGAUAGGAUAUGAUAGGAUAGGGUAGGAUAGGAUAGGAUAGAAUAGGAUAGGCUAGGAUAGGAUAGGAUAGGAUAGGAUAGGAUAGGGUGGAUAGGAUAGGAUAGGAUAGGAUAGGAUAGGCUAGGCUAGGCUAGGCUAGGUAGGGUAGGGUAGGAUAGGCUAGGAUAGGAUAGGCUAGGAUAGGAUUAUGAUAGGGUUAGGUGAGGAUAGGAUAGGAUUAGGAUAGGAUAGGAUUAGGAUAGGUAUAGGAUAGGAUAGGGUAGGAUAGGAUAGGAUAUGAAAGGGUAGGAUAGGAUAGGAUAGGAUAGGAUAGGCUAGGCUAGGAUAGGAUAGGCUAGGAUAGGCUAGGAUAGGAUAGGUAGGCUAGAUAGGGCUAGGAUAGGAUAGGAUAUGAUAGGAUAGGAUAGGAUAUGAUAGGGUAGGAUAGGAUAUGGAUAGGGUAGGAUAGGAUAGGAUAGGUAGCUAGGAUAGGUAGGAUAGGAUAGGAUAUGGGUAGGAUAGGAUAGGAUAGGGUAGUGGUAGGGUAGGGUAGGGUAUGGAAGGGUAGGGUAGGGUGGAGGAUAGGAUAGGAUAGGUGGAGGUAGGGUAGGUAGGGUAGGGUGAUAGGUAGGUAGGUAGGGUAAGGUAGGAUAGGAGUAGGGUAGGGUAGGGUAGGAGAGGGUAGGGUAGGAGAGGGUAGGGUAGGGUAGGGUAGGGUAGGGUAGGGUAGGGUAGUGUAGGCUAGGUAGGUAGGGUAGGAUAGGAUAGGGUAGGAGGGUAGGGUAGGUAGGAGGUAGGGUAGGGUAGGGUUAGGUAGGGUAGGUAGGUAGGUAGGGUAGGUAGGGUAUAGGUAGGGUAGGGUAGGGUUAGGGUAGGGUAGGGUAGGGUAGGGAUAGGGUAGGGUAGGGUAGGUAGGGUAGGGUAGGGUAGGGUAGUAGGAUAGGGUAGGGUAGGGGUAGGGUUAGGGUAGGGUAGGUAGGGUAGGGUAGGAGUAGGAUAGGAUAGGCUAGGCUAGGGUAGGGUAGGGUAGGGUAGGGUAGGGUAGGAUAGGCUAGGCUAGGAUAGGAUAAGCUAGGAUAGGAUAGGAUAGGGUAGGGUAGGAUAGGGUAGGGUAGGAUAAUUACCAAUAAACAAUGGUUAAUACGGUAGCUUGUUUGAAUUACAGUGUUACUAUUUUCACAUCAGUGUCAGUUAUCGAACAUGAGUAGAGCAGUAGAGCAACAGAGCAGCAGAGCAACAGAGCAACAGAGCAACAGAGCAGCAGAGCAACAGAGCAGCAGAGCAACAGAGCAGCAGAGCAACAUAGGAACAGAGCAGCAGAGCAGCAGAGCAACAGAGCAGCAGAGCAGCAGAGCAACAGAGCAGCAGAGCAACAGAGCAGCAGAGCAACAGAGCAACAGAGCAGCAGAGCAGCAUAGCAACAGAGCAGCAGAGCAGCAUAGCAACAGAGCAACAGAGCAGCAGAUCAACAGAGCAGCAGAGCAACAUAGGAACAGAGCAGCAGAGCAGCAGAGUAACAGAGCAGCAAAAAGCUUAUUUAUGAGUUGUCUCUGACUGUGGAAAGCCCCCUGGCCUGCUUUCGUGUAGGACAGACAAAGCAAACAUGCCAGACCUGGGUUCAAAUACUAUUGGAAAUCCUUAAAAAUAACUUUAGCUGUGCUGGAUUGAGCUUGUGUAGUGCAAUGGAACCAAUAGAAAAGUCCCAAAAGUGCCAACCCUGCCAACCUGGCACUCCAAGCAGGCUAAAACAAAUACUUAAAGUAUUUGAAAGAUUUCAAAUAAUAUUUGAACCCAGGUCUGCAGAGAAAACAUGACAUGCCACAGACUGGUUCAGGAUAACCCCUAAGACGUCAGCAGCACCAGCCACCAAGCAGAGGCAGGCUGACCUCCCUGAGAGAGACACAUAAUGUCUGUCUGGUCUGCAACCUCUCAGCUAAAAUAACCACCUCAACGGGAACAUUCUGCCCCCCACCAAAAUCCCCCACUUCCAAACCCCACGCUACAGAAAGAGGGAACAGUAGUUAACCAAUGUUUUAUUGUCUCAGUUUAGGAAAAAAUAUUCACUUAAUGGAGGCCCUUUGCUCCGCUAGAAGCUAAAAGGAACAAAUAAGCUGAAUAAAUAAAUGGAGGCUUCUUUAAGAUAUAUAUAUUGUUAAAGACAUCUUGUUUAAAUGAUUCAGGUAACCCUAACGGUGUUUGAGCUGGCGUCUGCGGCAGGUCUGACUUGUGACAUCGACCCUGCCCUAGUGGCAGCCAUCGCUAGUAUGCGUACAGGUAAAUACAAUAGUCCCUGGUGGGAUGUCAGUGUUUAUACUGGUCAUGUUCCAAGACUAUCCGGCUCGAAGGACCACUUUAUGGGUUUUGCCCGAUACAGCUUUAUGACAGGACAGCAGGAUUCCACAACGUAUCCCUCUCUAUAGCUGGCCUCUGCACCGAUUGGCUAAAAGUCAAACAAAUGUACAGAAAAUGAACCUAUUAAUGCAUAUUAAUAGAAAUGCUUGUGUAUCUUUCAACUUUCUUUUUUUUUUUUUUUAGUUUCUCUAAACUCUAGAAAACAUUAUUUUCUAGAGUUUAGAAAAAAAAAAAAAAAAAAAAAAAGGAAAGUUUGCUAAAUAUGAGUUGUUCUCUCCAGAUAACUCGUCUGUUGAUGAGGAGUACAAACUGACGUGCCUCCUCCUGAUUUACAUCGCGGUGUCACUGCCCACACUGGCCCUGGACCCCAACUCCUACUACAGCAGACAUUAUGGAGGUAAGGACAGGGUUGUUGACUUGUGAUACAUCUUCUUAAAUGUCCUUUUUCGCUCCCUAUGGAGCAUAAGGUCACAACAACCCUAGCGAUACAUGUAGUUCACUGCAAAACCAACAACGUUAGUUACAUUGUGUCGCUGCCUACUCUGGCCCUGAACCCCAAACUCCUCUUACGGUCGACUGUAUGGAAGUGAGGAUGUUCAUUUAAUCUGACAACCUUUAUUAUACCCUUGGGGAAAUUAUUCUUGCAGGGCUGUAUGUUGACCUUAACGUGAUACACGUAGUUCACUCCCCCCCAAAAAAAACAGCAUUUAAAAUGUUUUCUUUGCGGAUCUCGAAAUCUGCUCCAAUGUGAAGUUGAGUGCAUGUCUGAUUCACGUGUUCAUGUGUUUAUUUGGAUCCUAAUUAGGUGUUAAAAUAGCAAAAGCUACACUUCUCAUGCCAUCUGUUGUGUGUAGAUUAGUGCUGAGCGAUUAACCGAAAUGAAUAGGUCAGCACUAGUGUAGAUCCAGCUCUAAUCGCUCUGCACUAUUUUAGAUCCAGCUCUAAUCGCUCUGCACUAGUGUAGAUCCAGCUCUAAUCGCUCUGCACUAGUGUGGAUCCAGCUCUAAUCGCUCUGCACUAGUGUAGAUCCAGCUCUAAUCGCUCAGCACUAGUGUAGAUCCAGCUCUAAUCGCUCUGCACUAGUGUAGAUCCAGCUUUAAUCACUACACUAGUGUAGAUCCAGCUUUAAUCACUACACUAGUGCAGAUCCAGCUUUAAUCACUACACUAGUGUAGAUCCAGCUUUAAUCACUACACUAGUGUAGAUCCAGCUCUAAUCGCUCUGCACUAGUGCAGAUCCAGCUUUAAUCACUACACUAGUGUAGAUCCAGCUCUAAUCGCUCUGCACUAGUGUAGAUCCAGCUCUAAUCGCUCUGCACUAGUGCAGAUCCAGCUUUAAUCACUCUACACUAGUGUAGAUCCAGCUCUAAUCGCUCUGCACUAGUGUAGAUCCAGCUGUAAUCCCUCAGCACUAGUGUAGAUCCACCUGUAUGCUGAAUAGGAAGGACACAGUAGGUACUGGGUCAUUUGAAUCUUUCAGGGGUGAAUCAUAAGUAACAUUUUCACCUAAUUUCCCAAUGACGUCAGUGCUCGACUAAGUGAAAUUCACUGUGAGUGGAAGUUAGAAUUUGCCAUACUUAUGCUAACUGGUUCAAUGCGGUUGACAUUCCACAGACACCAGUCACACCAGUUUACCAGAACUUAGGAGCACAGUGACAUCAAUGCAGUCAUCACUGUGACACCUUUGAAAGCUAUUAAUUCCCCCACUGACUUUAACUCAGAGAGGUUGACUAAUGAAAUACAUUUUUUUACUAGGGACUCUGCCUGCGUCCCAAAUGACCCUUCACCCCCAAUAGUGCACUACUUUUGACCAGGGCUCAUAGGGAAGUGCACUAUAUAGGGAAUAAGGUGCCAUUUUGGACACAGCCUUUUUUUACAGACAGCUUAAUGCUCACAUGUUUUCAUAAAAUUAGUCUUGUCAAACAGCCUGUUAAGUGAGUUGGCACAGAGCCAGAUGAAAAUCUGUGGAUCAAUAGUCAGCGAGAUGGUGACAUCAGAGAUGGCAUUCAUUUUCAGGUUUUUCUCUCUGCGUUUAAACAUGGCCUGGAAUGAAAGGAUUCGGAAACCCUGAUGAAAGACAGGUUCUGUCGAAACGUCGGCAGAUUGUUGUUGUUACAUCGGAGAUAUAGAAUGUGUGGCCAUCUUCUUUUGUAUUGGUGCUGGAUCUAAAGGAUACCUUCUAAGGUCUAGGGAGUUGACUGUUCAUUUAGUUAGGUUUCCCUCUAGCAGUGUGGCUCUGGCUUCUGCUUUGAUGAUUGAUUGAUUGACCGCAGGGCACCACAACAACAUCCAUUGUCUGGCCAUGGCCAUCAACCAGCUGAUUGAGUGAAUGAUUGAUUGCAGGGCACCGCAACAAAAUCCACUGUCUGGCCAUGGCCAUCAACUAGCUGACUGAUUGAUUGAUUGAUUGAUUGAUUGAUUGACCGAUUGAUUGAACACAGGGCACCACAACAACAUCCAUUGUCUGGCCACGGCCGUCAAUCAGCUGUCUGCAGCCAUGUUCACCGCCGAGAACAAGAACAUAGAACAGCACCUCAAGGAGUUCCUCCUGGUACGUAAUCAACCUGAAACACAUCUCGGAAACAAGUCAUAUUGAUACGGGACAUUCUCAUCUAAUAAAACAGUUGUCCUGUAGUUUUAAAUGAACUGCAAAGGUGAUCCUAUUCUUCCAGGUGGCGUCAUCCACUCUGCUCCAGCUGGGUCAGAAUGUAGAGAAUAGAAUGGACAGCAAGAACAGAGACUCCAUCUACCUUCUCCUGCACAUGGUAGGCUCAGGUCUCCUUGGAAACAUGCAUAGCCUACAGUAUUUCUACUUAUAGUAAUGUUGAAAAUGGCAGGGCCCCAUAACGAGGUCCCUAUGGGCCGUUCUGGCUCGGACAAGGAUUACUGACUGGCCCAUAACAAGGUCCCAGACGUUUCCCCUGUCAGGUCACAUGGUCAGGAGAAAACGUCUGACUUUAGUCAAUAAUCAUUUUUACUGUACAUUAACCUUUUAGUCUGCAUGAAUAAUGUAUUCUCUUCACCUGAUUGUCCACCUACCUACUCUAUAGAUCGUGGAGGCGUCUCCGUUCCUGAGCCAGGACAUGUUGGAGAGCUGUUUCCCUUAUGUCCUGUUGAGGAACGCCUACAGAGAGGUCUACAAGACCUUCAUCAUUACGCUGGGCUAA